Messenger RNA from Komagataella phaffii GS115, 621 nucleotides. RefSeq names its product 3,4-dihydroxy-2-butanone-4-phosphate synthase (DHBP synthase), required for riboflavin biosynthesis. Gene Ontology annotation, cellular component: cytosol; mitochondrial intermembrane space. The record is from RefSeq and is a predicted model, not a curated record. Lineage: Eukaryota; Fungi; Ascomycota; Pichiomycetes; Pichiales; Pichiaceae. Gene Ontology annotation, biological process: aerobic respiration; riboflavin biosynthetic process. The transcript is spliced from 2 exons. Bases 1 to 621 code for a protein of 206 amino acids. Gene Ontology annotation, molecular function: 3,4-dihydroxy-2-butanone-4-phosphate synthase activity.
AUGUCCGUGUUUACGCCAAUAGAGGACGCCCUGAAGGCUUACAAAAAUGGAGAAUUUCUCAUCGUGAUGGACGAUGAAGACAGAGAAAACGAAGGCGACCUGAUUGUUGCCGCAGAAUUGAUAACGACACAGAAAAUGGCCUUCCUCGUGAGGUAUUCCUCUGGAUAUGUUUGCGUUCCACUUUCCACCAAGAGAGCUGCAGAGUUAGAACUACCACCGAUGAUCAAGAACAGAACAGACAGGCAGGGCACUGCGUACACACACACUGUGGACGCCAGAGAUGGCACUACCACUGGGAUUUCCGCCUCUGACAGAGCGUUGACCUGCCAGGUUUUGGCCAACCCCAGGUCAAAACCCGAAGAGUUGAUGAGACCGGGACAUAUUUGCCCUCUGAUUGCACGAGAAGGCCUGUUGAAAGAGAGAAGAGGGCACACGGAAGCUGCUGUUCAAUUGUGUGAAUUGACCGGAUUACAACCUGCUGGAGUGAUAGGAGAGCUGGUUCGUGACGAGGACGGCUCUAUGAUGCGAUUAGACGACUGUGUUCAGUUUGGUCUCCGCCACAACGUAAAAAUUAUCAACCUUGACCAGAUCAUUGAAUACAUGGAUUCCAAGAACAGCUAG